Messenger RNA from Esox lucius (northern pike), 3018 nucleotides. It is a transcript of the gene cap2, whose product is annotated as cyclase associated actin cytoskeleton regulatory protein 2. The transcript is spliced from 13 exons. Bases 227 to 1639 code for a protein of 470 amino acids. The record is from RefSeq and is a predicted model, not a curated record. Gene Ontology annotation, cellular component: cytoplasm. Gene Ontology annotation, biological process: regulation of adenylate cyclase activity; cytoskeleton organization; cell morphogenesis. Lineage: Eukaryota; Metazoa; Chordata; Actinopteri; Esociformes; Esocidae. Gene Ontology annotation, molecular function: adenylate cyclase binding; actin binding.
GAGGCAUUUUGCCAGUGGUCCCCUCACUUAACUGCGAUCUUAGGUUUGCUUAAUUUGGAAGUCCCGGAAGCUCUGCGUUCUCUGCGCAAUUGACUGACAGGGUGGCUGGGUACCGCGGCAGAAGCAGGGACGAAUCUUGCCCUGGAUAUUACAAAAGCGAAAAAAAACACAAAGCCAGACAGACAGCCGGGAAUUAAUAGUGAUCUGUCAUCGAAGGACCGCCGCCAUGGAAACAUUAGUGCAGCGCCUGGAGCAGGCUGUGAUUCGCCUGGAGCAGGUUUCCGUCAACAUUCAGGCGUCCAAUAGCAUGACUAACGGCGACUGUAACGGCAUCAACGGAGGUGCGUCCCAGUGUAUGGAGGCCUUCGACCUGUUGCUGAUGGGGCCAGUGGCAGAGUACCUGAAGAAUAGUCACACCAUAGGAGAAGAUGUGGAGAAGCAUGCGGAGAUGGUGAACAGUGCCCUGCAGCUUCAGAGAAGCUUUCUCCAAAUGGUCACCACACACCAGGAGCCUGCCCAGAAGGAGCUUGCUGACCUGCUGAAGCCUAUCUCAGAGAAGAUCCUGGAGAUUCAGACCUUCCGGGAGCAAAACCGUGGCAGCAGACUGUUCAACCACCUAUCAGCUGUCAGCGAGAGCAUCCCAGCACUGGGCUGGGUCGCCGUGAGCCAGAAGCCAGUUCCCUACGUGAAGGAGAUGAAUGAUGCCGCCAUUUUCUACACCAACAGAGUUCUGAAAGACUAUAAAGACUCAGACAAGCGUCAUGGGGAGUGGGUUCAGUCCUACCUGUCCAUCUGGACUAAGCUUCAGGCCUUCAUCAAACAGCAUCACACUACCGGCCUGGUCUGGAGCAAGACUGGUCCCAUUGCCCCUUCCUCUUUGUUUUCCCCCAACAGUCCCUGUCCCCCACCCCCUCCACCACCCCCUGGGCCCCCACCAGUCUUCACAGACGAAGCCCCACAAGCUGACAGGACCGCGGCCAAGCACUCGGCUCUCUUCGCCCAGCUGAACCAAGGAGAAGCCAUCACUAAAGCGUUGAAGCAUGUCUCAAAGGACCAGAUGACCCACAAGAACCCGGCGCUUCGCUCACAGGGAGGGCAGCAUAAUGCCACCUCAACAAAGAGCCGAAACCCAGGGGGUUCCUCCGCCGGAGCACCACCCCAGAAACGACCCCCCUUGUUGGAGUUGGAGGGGAAGAAAUGGAGGGUGGAGUAUUUUGACCAGGCCCAUGACCUGGUGAUUGGGGAGACGGAGCUGAGACAGGUGGUCUAUGUUUUUGGCUGCAGCAACUCAACUCUACAGAUAAAAGGAAAGAUCAACUCCAUCAUUGUAGAUAACUGUAAAAAGCUUGGUUUGGUGUUUGACAACGUUGUUGGCAUUGUGGAAAUCAUCAACUCAAAAGACAUUCAGUUGCAGGUGACUGGUAGGGUUCCCACCAUCUCCAUCAACAAGACAGAGGGCUGCCAAGUCUACCUGAGUAAGGAUGCUCUGGACUGUGAGAUCGUCAGCGCCAAAAGCUCAGAGAUGAACAUCCUGGUACCACAGGACGACGACUAUAGGGAGUUUCCAGUUCCCGAGCAGUACAAGACGGUUUGGGAUGGGUCCAAACUGGUGACGGAACCCACAGAGAUCGCUGGCUGAUCGCUGAUAAUACAUCCUCCUCGUUUAACCUGUUACCCACAUUUACUUGUCUUCAUCACAAACCCAUGAAGUCUACCACAAGACACGAAACAGCCUGGUACCACAUAAACCAGACACUAUACCCGACUAGCUGGUAGUACUGUAGCUCAGUUGAUUGUUAGCCUGAUUGUAUUAAAUAAGAUCCCAUUUGAUUGUUUCUUCACCACUCGGAAUGUUGUUAUUUAACAGUGGUUUGUUGAAACCGUCACACAGCUCUCUUCUCUACAAAUUGACUUUUCAAAGAAUAAUAUUAAUGGCCACAGGCAGAUUUUGUCAUGAGUAGUUCUAGUUCAAAGUGUCCAUGUUUGGUCGGUAAAGUUGCAUUAAAAUUCAGAGAAAAUGUAUCCCUUUUAAUCUGUAAGAUGCACAAUAAGGCCACAUCCCUCAAACCCAAAUAAGUGUCUGUAUGUCUGCCAUAGCAAUAACAGCAGUUAUGUAGGUUGCAUAGAGCUGUACAUGUACAUAGAGCUGACAAUGAAACCUUGAUAAGACAAACUAUGUAUUACAAUAUAUGAUGCAUUUCUUUCUCUCUUUUUUGGCAUUGUAAUGGUGUUUGGUGCACUCUUAUAGAACUGAAAUGGAAUUGAACAGACGGUUUGAAACAACAGGCCCAGUUAAAUGGAAUUGAGCAGACGGUUUGAAACGCCAUGCCCAGUAAAAUGGAAUUGAGGAAUAUGUUCCACAGAGUGAUGAAGCCUUAGCCUACGAUGCUGUAAUAAUGUCAACAGUUGUUUCAUAUUUACACAGCAUGGUAUUGUUGUAGCAGACAUGGUAUUUUUUUGUUGCUAAAUUAAAUAUUUUUGUAAUUAUAUUGCAUUGAGAGCAGACUAGAUGUCAGGUUUUACUCAAGCAGAUUGAAUUGUUAAAGUGAAAUGUAAGAUAAAAAAGUGAAUAAUCACAAUACCAAGAGUUUAAUUGCAUUUGAAAUGUAGUUUAAGAUAUACAGUAUCUCACAAAAGUGAGUGCACCCCUCACCCCCCUAUAAUCAAAUAUUUGCUAAACUGUGAGGGGUGUACUCACUUUUGUAAGAUACUGUAGCUUGGUUCAUGUGCCUAACACAAAUAUAUGGUUGUAGCAUCGCCACCAUUGUACUGUUCUGUAAUCAGCACUGAAUUUAUACAGUAUACCUUAAUGUGGUUAGUAUACAAGUUAGUCUAAAUACACGUCUGUAACCUUGAAAAUUAAGUUCCUUCAUUUGUUGAAGGCUAUUUGUAUAUGACAGAAAUGUAUUGUCAGUCAAACCAGCAAGUAGAGGGCUUUACACACAUUCUAAUUCAGACCCAGCAGUGAAUUUAGUGUAUGUAAAUGUAUUGUUUUUAAAAAUAAAACCAAAACUUGAA